UAUUUUCAUAUUUAUUGUUUUAACUAAUUAGUUUAUAUGGCAAAUUCUUAAAAUGCUACUAAGCUCAAUUGCUGUUUUCAAUUUAUUGGCAAUAAACAAAUUAACACUUGUCAAAUAAGAAAAUUUAAACACAAAUGCAUUUACAGUAACACGCAAAACUGCAACUUUCAAACUUUGUCUAAGUGUGUGUGUGUGUGUAAGUGUGAGUGCGCGCGAUAGUGAACGUGUGAAUGUGUGCAAAAAAACAAAAAUUGCAAUGCUUCGUAUUCGUAUCGAAUUUUCUUGAUUUCCACAUGUACAUAACUGCAAUUGCAAUAACAACAACAACAGCGGCAACGUAGACAACAUUUAUUUCGUCUGUGUAUGGAUAAAAUCUAUAGAAGAGCCGGCAAAAACGACGACGUUAGGGGCAAAUCAAGAUGACGCAGAGCAAACAGCCAUUACCAUGCUGUUCCUCCUCCUCUGCCGCUCCAGGAGCCAUGGAGUUGGGCAACAUUUUGCUCAACAAUUUCCAAUUGAAAAAGAAAAGCUAUCGUGUACUGCUCCAUGGACAGCAAUUGAUUUGGGAACGCAUGCAAAAGAUUAGGGAGAAUGAGAAGCAAGCUCCACCAAUGGAAACUAAAGUCAUUCCAGAUGGUUCAACCGGAUGUGCCUAUGGUCCGAGUAGUCAUGUUUUACACAUUGAUGACAUUAUUAGCGUUAAGUCGGGUGACACGAAGGUGGCCUCAAUGAAACCCCCCGAUCAUGUACCCAUAUCGGGUGGGUCCACAAGACCUACGAAUCAAUAUCUGACUAUAAAUUAUGCUCAGAGAUUGAGUAAAUCGAAAACCGAUUGCAACCGUUGGCAAUUGCAACGCUUGACCCUCUACAAUGCGGAUCCGUAUAUAGUACGUCAAUGGUUGGAAGAGUUGCAGUUGCGUUUGAGUGACUCCACGCCGACAAGAAUGCGUGUGCGACGUCUAUUGGUGUUCAUCAAUCCGUAUGGCGGACGCAAGGCAGGAUCUCAGACAUAUGAACGUGAUGUCAAGCCCGUUUUCCAGUUGGCAGGCAUUGAUGCCACUUGUAUAACCACACAGAGAGCAAAUCAGAUACGUGAUAUAUUGUUAACGCACGAUCUCAGUUGCUACGACGCGGUUUGCUGUGUCGGAGGCGAUGGCACCGUGGCAGAGGUUAUCAAUGGCUUGAUCUUUCGUCGCAUUAAAGAGUUGGGCUUAGAUGAGCGAAAGCCGGCGUUCAUUCCACGGCCAGAGUUAACAGUGGGCGUUAUACCCGCCGGUAGCACCGACACCAUUGCCUAUAGUAUGCAUGGUACGGCGGAUGUCCGUACAGCAGCCAUUCAUGUGAUAUUGGGCCAACAUCGUGGCCUGGAUGUGUGCAGUGUGAGCAAUAGUCAGACUCUCUUGCGUUUCUGUGCGAGUGUCCUUAGCUAUGGCUAUCUGGGCGAUGUGGCCGCACAGAGUGAACAAUAUCGUUGGAUGGGCACUCGCAGAUAUGAGUACAGUGGUGUCAAAGCCUUCAUCAGUAAUCGUGGCUAUGAGGCCGAAUUACGUUUAGUUGAAGAGGUUAAUUCCCCGCUGUCUCCGCAAACCCCUUUAAUCGAUGAUGACAAUGUCUCCACUAUUUGUUAUGCCAAUUGUGAGCGUUGCAGCUUUGCCAGUUCCAUAAUAGAUCAACGCUCCUCGAUAUUUAAUACCGAGCAAUUGGCUCAAUCAAGGGAAGAAUUGCCACAGAAUGACGUUCCAACGGUCGAACAGCCCGCUCUUCAUUUAAAUUCUAGCGAAACUGCAUUAUUAAGGCGUCCACGUCCUAACCAACUGCAAUUAACAUCGUCGACAGCUAGCGGAGGAUUGCUCAAUUCCACCUACGAUUUGAACUCACCUGAGCAUCAAUGGAAGACCAUUAAAGGCAAUUUCUUUAUGAUUUGUGGCGCCAAUAUAACCUGUGCCUGUUCCCGCAGUCCCAAUGGCAUUUCGCGCUACAGUCAUUUGGGUGAUGGUUGUCUGGAUUUAAUUUUGGUUAAGAAAACCUCACUGAUCAAUAAUGUCAGAUUCCUCCUGAACACGGCUGGAAGAGGAGGCGAUAUUCGUAAUCUACCUUUUGUGGAGGUCUACCGUACUAGAAAAUUCCAAUUUAGAACUUUAUCAGCAGCCGCCGCCAGCGAGGAGAGCAAUUUCAGUCUAGGCGGCUCUUGUCAGCCCAUAGCUCAAGCGGAAGUGGGUGGUACUUCAGAAUAUUCCAGCUGGAAUUGUGAUGGCGAAGUGGUCACCGAUUUAGACAUUACCAUGAUAUCGCAUUGUCAACUCAUUGAUGUUUUUAUGCGUGGACCACAUUCCUAUAGCAAGCCGCUUAAAAGAGAUAACCACGCCCCCAUGUCACCGACAACGCCUAACAGUUCCAGUGAUAAUGUUUAUUGCUGUUGCAACAAUUAGAAGAAGCUUUACGAAAUUGAAUAUGAAUAUUUUUAAACCUUUGGCCGUGACACAAAUUAUAUAUGUAGCUUGUAAUAGUCCCUGAUUAAUUGUUAAAGCCUAGCUCAACUAUGCGCGUAAUACAUAUGUAUUAUAUAUUAUUGAUAUAACUAGACUGUAUUAUUUGGAGGCAUCUAAAAGAUGCGAUAGAAAAUCAAGCACAAAACCCAAAAAGCACAGAUAACAUUCCCUAGCACUAUGAACGGUGUUGAUUAUAUGUAGAAUAUUUUGUGUAUACUGGUAUACUGGCAAAUAUAUGUUUUUAAUAUCUUAAAAAAGAA
Molecule: messenger RNA, 2749 nt
Organism: Drosophila willistoni
Lineage: Eukaryota; Metazoa; Arthropoda; Insecta; Diptera; Drosophilidae
Product: ceramide kinase
Exons: 4
Coding region: 420-2429 (669 amino acids)
Molecular function (GO): kinase activity
Source: RefSeq, a predicted model, not a curated record